Ectocarpus sp. CCAP 1310/34 is the source of this 1167-nucleotide messenger RNA. The record is from the annotation of a GenBank genome assembly. NCBI's taxonomy places the organism in Eukaryota, Phaeophyceae, Ectocarpales, Ectocarpaceae.
AUGAGCGUGUCCGACUCUAUGGGCUCCCUGAGCAGGGGCGACGCCCUCAAGGCUGCUGCUGCAUCCGCGGCCGCCGCAGGCUUCGUGUUCUCGAACUCGUUCCCCGCCUUCGCCGAUGGGCCGUACACUCUCCCCGACCUCCCGUACCCCUACGAUGCCCUUGAGCCGCACAUCGACGCCGCCACGAUGAAGGUGUGGUCGUGACACAGAAUCGUCAGGAUCUCAGUGUUUUUUUUUUUGUCCAAAGUUGUGGCAGAGUUUUGAUUCUUCCGCAACGGGGUUCCCGCGAGGCUGCAGCGAAGCCGGGCGGGGUAAGGGCGACCUGGCAAUGUUUCUAUUCUUUCUUUCCUCUACAGACAGCGACAUGGGAUAUGCACCUCGACUUCGGAGGGUGGCUCGCACCCUGUUGUACGGAGCAACCCGUGCACUUACUGUUGAGAAGAUGCAGUGUCGAAGACAUCAGCGUAUUUCCUAUGGUGUGUUUAGAAGUAGACCGCCUCGAUGCUCGCAGGUACAUCUAGUGCCCAACACGCAUUGAUGGCCAGUGGCAUAUUUUGACGAGGUCGAGUGUCAAGGUGAAACACGGCAGAAAGUUUCUGCCGCGCAUGCGCCUCGAUGCUCGCAGGUGUCUUGAUCCUUACUUCGAUCCUGCUCCAUGCUAUGGCGCUGUUAGGAAUUAUCUCUCUAUCACCCCAUGAAAUUUCUUCAGCGCACGGUUUACUCGAUUUUCCUGCUGUUCAACUUUGCCGCGCUUGGUCCCCGUCCCUCCUUUGCUGACCGGCUCCCGCGUGUGUUUGUGGUUUGUGCUUACUGCGGGUGUUGUUUCAGGCCACUACAACCACUGCCUAUUCUGGAACACCCUGUGCAACCACGAGAGCAGCGGCGCUCCCUCCGCCAAGCCCAAGAAUGCCCAAACAACGACGCGUCACCCAAGAAAAGUCCUGCCGUAGAUAUAUACGAAAGAAGUCAACCCAAGCAGCACGUACACUCCAUCCACCUUGCGCUCUUGCGAGCGCACGAGAAGUGUUACUUCCUUACAAUGUAUUUUGUAUUCCCCCUGCGUUCCCGUCUUGUCUCCUUUUCAUCUCCUCCGUUUUGCUCCGGCCCUUUUCAUGUCCGUGUGUACCUUUUGCACUCUUUUCUCUCGCUGUGUACUUGCGACAUCCU